AAACUAAGUGAAGGGAUCAUUGUUGCGUUGGUGCAUGCUCUCUUCAGCCUACCCACCUCCAAUUCAACCUCCACACCUACCCCCCUCUCCAUCUCAUUUCCCACCACCACCAUAGUCCCAGUCCAAUUCCUUCAUUCUUUAUCCUGAUUUCUCAAAGAGCCCAUCUCUCUCUCCCUCUCUCCCUCUCUCUCUCUUUCUCAUAAAUGGAGGCUAAGUUGCUGAUGGCCUCCUCGCCUGUCUUUCAUUCAGCUCCCCACGUUUCCAAUUCAAGACCCAAUUAUUUACUUCCCUUGAAAGCAAUGCAAUCCAACAGUUUCGCAUGCCUCAAUUCUUCCUUGCCAAAGAAGCCAAAUUUGUCUGUCCAGGCUGCUUCGACCUCCAUUGGAUCAUUGGCUACAAAGAAAAGGGUGGAUGAAACCGAUAGUUUGACCCUUGAAGGUAUAAGACAUUCUUUGAUCCGGCAGGAGGAUAGCAUAAUUUUUAGCCUGUUAGAGAGAGCUCAAUAUUGUCAUAAUUUGCCUACAUAUGACCCCAAUGCUUUCCCUGUUGAUGGGUUCCAUGGCUCCUUGGUAGAACACAUUCUUAAAGAAACAGAAAAACUUCAUGGCCAGGUGGGAAGAUUCAGCAGUCCUGAUGAGCAUCCUUUCUUUCCGAAUGACGUACCUGAACCAGUGUUGCCACCUCUGCACUACCCCCAGGUUCUGCAUCCCAUUGCCAACUCUAUUAACAUAAACAGAAAAGUUUGGGAAAUGUACUUCAGAGAUAUUAUUCCAAGACUGGUUAAAGAAGGAGAUGAUGGUAACUACGGUUCAACUGCUGUUUGUGACACAAUGUGCUUGCAGGCUCUGUCCAAGAGAAUCCAUUAUGGUAAAUUUGUUGCAGAGUGCAAAUUUCGAUCCAAUCCAAAUGCCUAUGAAGCUGCCAUUAUCGAACAGAACAGGGACAAGGUGAUGGCUUUGUUGACAUAUCCAACGGUUGAGGAGGCAAUCAUAAAGAGGGUGGAAAUGAAGGCGAAAACUUACGGGCAAGAAGUGACCUUGUACGAAGGGGAAAAGAAAAAUCCCAACCUGGUUUAUAAGAUAAAACCAACCUUGGUUGCAGAUUUAUAUGGGGAUUGGAUCAUGCCAUUGACAAAGGAAGUUCAAGUGGAAUACUUGUUAAGAAGGUUGGACUGAGAGAAAGUUAAACCAGUAUUUAAUAUCUAUUUCUAUCCACGUACAUAAAUUUGUGCUUUUUGAAAUUGUGCUUUUUUCAGAAGCAUGGGGAGCUGCUUAUGCUUUUACCUGUAAUUUUAAGAUUUGAUGUGGAUGCUAAGAGGGGUGCAAAGACAUGUUAUUGUUGUAUGAUUAAAUUAAGUAUAGGCCGUUUUGCAGUCUAUCUAUCUAUAUAUAUGUCUGUGUGUAA
Messenger RNA from Pyrus x bretschneideri (Chinese white pear), 1404 nucleotides. RefSeq names its product chorismate mutase 1, chloroplastic-like. The coding region runs from base 204 to 1175 and encodes 323 amino acids. Gene Ontology annotation, cellular component: cytoplasm. The record is from RefSeq and is a predicted model, not a curated record. Gene Ontology annotation, biological process: chorismate metabolic process; aromatic amino acid biosynthetic process. Lineage: Eukaryota; Viridiplantae; Streptophyta; Magnoliopsida; Rosales; Rosaceae. Gene Ontology annotation, molecular function: chorismate mutase activity. The transcript has 6 exons.